GUGUGGACAACCGCAUUAGAUGAAUUCCAACCCUGGGAUCCUAACCCUUAGCUCUGUAUCCCCAGCCGUCAGAUUUGUCCUGCUCCUCCCUCCGAUCCCCUCCUCUACCUAUUUCCCCUUUUUAAAUCCUCUCCUUUCCCUGUCCUCCAUCGUCUUCUUCCCACCAAACCUACAGUGUUUCUCUCUCCUCUUCCUUUUUCUCUAUCCAUAAUCCCACCGUCGCCACCAUGGCCACUGCCGAUCAACUCAACAACCCACCGCAGCCACCUCCUCCGGCCCCCUCACUCCCUCACUACCCCGAGAUGAUUAUGUCAGCGAUCGACGCUCUCAACGACAAAAACGGAGUGAGCAAAUCGGUGCUUACGAAGCAGAUCGAGUCCACCUACGGCGAUCUGCCCCCAGCUUUCACUACGCUCCUUACCCAUCACUUGGACGUCAUGAAGCAAACCGGCCAACUCCUCUUCGUCAAAAACAACUACAUGAAACCCGAUCCCAACGCGCCGCCGAAGCGUGGGCGUGGUCGUCCUCCCAAGCCUAAAGUCCCUCUCCCGCCGGGCACCGUCGUAUCUCCUCCACGCCCACGUGGCCGCCCACCCAAAUCCAGAGAUCCAUUCGCUCCCAUUUCGCAGCCCAAGAAGAAACCCUCCUCGGGAAGUGGAAGGCCACGUGGCCGCCCUCCGAAGUACCCAAAGCCAGCGCCGACGUCGGUUCCGGUUGCUAGUCCGCCCCGAGGUAGAGGGCGGCCGCCGAAGAUUAAGCCAGCCGUCGCCCCAGUUGGGUGCUGAGUGGAGAUUAAAAAAAAACAGAGGAUGAGAGAGAGAUAGAUAGAGAGAGAAAAAGAUGAAAUUGUUUAGGUUGUGUUUAGCUGGUCGAUCUCUCCGGGAAUUGCUCUGUUUUUUUAUUUUUUUUUCCUAAUUUUAAAAAUUAUUAAUUUUUUUCUUUCUUUCUUCUUCUGUGCAUUACGUGGCGGGUGCUGAAUGGCUGUAAUUCUGGUGGGGGUUAGGAGACUGUAAUUGCAUGUAAUUUAAUUUUAACGACUGUUCAGGCUUUUUUUUUCCUCC
Molecule: messenger RNA, 1061 nt
Organism: Cucurbita maxima (winter squash)
Lineage: Eukaryota; Viridiplantae; Streptophyta; Magnoliopsida; Cucurbitales; Cucurbitaceae
Product: HMG-Y-related protein B-like
Exons: 2
Coding region: 228-785 (185 amino acids)
Biological process (GO): nucleosome assembly; negative regulation of DNA recombination; chromosome condensation
Cellular component (GO): nucleus; nucleolus; chromatin
Molecular function (GO): double-stranded DNA binding; nucleosomal DNA binding
Source: RefSeq, a predicted model, not a curated record